Messenger RNA from Haplochromis burtoni (Burton's mouthbrooder), 2223 nucleotides. RefSeq names its product obg-like ATPase 1. The record is from RefSeq and is a predicted model, not a curated record. The transcript has 11 exons. Gene Ontology annotation, cellular component: cytoplasm. NCBI's taxonomy places the organism in Eukaryota, Metazoa, Chordata, Actinopteri, Cichliformes, Cichlidae. Gene Ontology annotation, molecular function: GTP binding; ATP hydrolysis activity; ATP binding. The coding region runs from base 83 to 1498 and encodes 471 amino acids.
UCCCAACACUACCUAGUUGUAGCGAGCGUGUUCUUUGAAGUACAGCUGGCGAGGACGCGCAGCCAAUCUGAUAGCUGCAUUCAUGGCCGGGGUUUCAAGUCGGCCAAUGAGAGAGCCGACCACAGACAGAAACACCAAAAACCCCGCCGUCAAUCAUCUGUUUGUGCAGCCUCCGGCCAGACUGUCAUACAAGACACGAUUUGGUGUUUUUUCUUUUUUUAAAUGCAUACAGUUAUUUUUAUGUAUUCUCACACGAAGGCUCAAUGUCUCCUUUCAUUCCAGAAUUGAGUUUUUUAACACGUCAGUUCUCCAAGAGGGCAAGGGAGCUGAUGCACCAAAGCCACCACCAUUGAUUGGAAGGUUUGGCACCUCGCUGAAAAUAGGGAUUGUUGGCCUGCCCAAUGUUGGUAAGUCAACCUUUUUCAACGUGCUGACAAAGAGUCAGGCUGCGGCUGAAAAUUUCCCCUUCUGCACCAUUGACCCAAAUGAAAGCAGAGUGCCCAUUCCAGAUGAACGCUAUGAUUUCCUCUGCCAAUUCCAUAAACCUGCCAGCAAAAUCCCAGCUUUUCUUAAUGUUGUUGACAUUGCUGGUCUGGUGAAAGGUGCUCAUGCUGGCCAAGGCCUGGGAAAUGCCUUCCUGUCCCACAUCAACGCCUGUGAUGGCAUCUUCCACAUGACACGUGCUUUUGAUGAUGAGGAUAUCAUCCAUGUGGAGGGGACAGUGGACCCAGUGAGGGACAUGGAGAUCAUCCACGAGGAGCUGAGGCUGAAGGAUGAGGAGAUGAUCAGCCCUAUUAUUGACAAGCUAGAGAAGACAGCCAUUAGAGGCAGUGACAAGAAACUCAAACCAGAAUAUGACAUUAUGUGCAAAAUCAAGAGCUGGGUAGUGGAUGAAAAGAAACACAUCCGCUACUAUCACGACUGGAACGACAAGGAGAUCGAAGUGCUGAACAAAUACUUGUUUUUGACAUCCAAACCAAUGAUCUACCUCGUUAAUCUCUCUGAGAAAGACUACAUAAGAAGAAAGAACAAAUGGUUGGUGAAAAUCAAGGAGUGGGUGGACAGUCAUGACCCCGGAGCCUUGGUCAUCCCCUUUAGUGGCGGCCUAGAGAGCCUGCUGCAGGACAAGAGUGAAGAGGAGAGGCAGAAGUACAGCACAGAGCACAAGACGCAGAGUGCCCUGAGCAAGAUCAUCAAGGCAGGCUACGCAGCCCUGCAGCUGGAGUACUUCUUCACUGCUGGACCAGAUGAGGUCCGUGCAUGGACCAUUCGGAAAGGAACUAAGGCUCCACAGGCUGCGGGGAAGAUCCACACAGACUUUGAGAGGGGCUUCAUUAUGGCGGAAGUAAUGAAAUUCCAGGAUUUUAAAGAGGAAGGCAGCGAGAGUGCUGUCAAGGCAGCUGGUAAAUACAGACAGCAGGGAAGAAACUACAUCGUCGAGGAUGGAGACAUCAUCUUUUUUAAAUUCAACGCGCCGAACGCACCAAAGAAAAAGUGACGCAAGAACAAUGCGUUUGUUUGCACAACUGACUGUCUUGUUGCCUUAUAUCUGGCCACUUUUACACUUUUUGUUUUCCGUGCUGUAGGACUGAAUCCUCCACUCGUGUGCCAAGGCACAGGUUCAGCAAACUCUGACAGCUUUGCUAUUUAAGAUCAGGAUCGGCCCCCACUCCAAAUUGUAGCAGCAUUUGAAGGAGCAUAUUACUCUCCAGAUACUUCAUUAAUCUCCAUCACGGGUGCCAACACUGACACAGCUGACAGCGGGGACAAUGCCACCUGCUCCUCUCCCCCUUCUGCAGAUAAUGCAUGUUUUACAGUAGCCCAGAUGUCUACACUCAAUAAAACAUUUGACAAAACCAGUCUGUGUGUGUUUUGGGAUGUCUGUAUUGAGUGGGAAGCUGCAUGGGGAUAGUGAUAGCGGUCCUGCCGACCACUGAUUAGAGAAUUAAAAGACACAGCUGACACUGACUGUAGCAUAGAGGGGACAAUUAUAAUUAAAUCUGUUAACUGAAGCUGAUUUUGGAAGGGCACAUGCUGGAUGCAGGUGUCUUGGCCAAAAGAAAUGGUCACUUUAAAUGAUUAUUUGCAAAGAGACUGAGUUAACCUUUCAUUUAUCAUUUUUAUGACAUUAUUGUAUGAUAUUAUACAUGCGCUCUCUUUCACUAUGCCACCAGCUUUUCGACUCUGUCCCUAAAAAAAAAAAAAAAAACAGAAAAAUAAGAA